UCGUUGGUCAAUAAUUAUGGAAAAACAAGGAAAUCUGCCUCCUCCGCCGCAGUAUAGUCAAGGAGGACAACAAUCGACAGUGGUCAUCACAUCGCCAGCAAUGUUAGGACCACAGUUUCGGGAGGUACCAGUCCGAACACAAUGUCCAGCCUGUCAAGCUGAUAUAAUGACCUCUACACGAUAUGAAACUGGUACACUGACCUGGAUUAGCAUUGGCGUUUUAUGUUUGUUUGGAUGUUGGUUUGGGUGUUGUCUCAUUCCCCUCUGUGUUGACCCCUGUAAAGAUGUUGUGCACUCCUGUCCAAACUGUAAGCAGAUGGUUGGAAAGUACAACAGGAUGUAACGAUCGUUGUUCAAUGUCACGUGACAUUCUACGUUAGAAAAUUAGUUGUUUUCUUUUUUUAUUAUUCUUUUUAAAGAAUCAUUGCUACAUGAUAUAUAAAUUUUAA
Mytilus trossulus (common blue mussel) is the source of this 449-nucleotide messenger RNA. RefSeq names its product lipopolysaccharide-induced tumor necrosis factor-alpha factor homolog. The transcript has 3 exons. NCBI's taxonomy places the organism in Eukaryota, Metazoa, Mollusca, Bivalvia, Mytilida, Mytilidae. The coding region runs from base 17 to 343 and encodes 108 amino acids. Gene Ontology annotation, molecular function: zinc ion binding. The record is from RefSeq and is a predicted model, not a curated record.